Apus apus (common swift) is the source of this 2066-nucleotide messenger RNA. RefSeq names its product mitochondrial E3 ubiquitin protein ligase 1 (gene MUL1). Gene Ontology annotation, molecular function: ubiquitin-protein transferase activity. The coding region runs from base 19 to 1077 and encodes 352 amino acids. The record is from RefSeq and is a predicted model, not a curated record. Gene Ontology annotation, biological process: organelle organization; protein ubiquitination. Gene Ontology annotation, cellular component: mitochondrion. The transcript is spliced from 4 exons. Lineage: Eukaryota; Metazoa; Chordata; Aves; Apodiformes; Apodidae.
GCCGCGGUAACGGCGGCCAUGGAGGGCGGCGGGCGGCCCUCGGUGGCCCAGGCCGCGCUGCUGGCGGCCAGCACGGCCCUCACCGCCCUGCUCUACUCCUUCUACCGCCAGAAUGCCCGAGUCGCCCGCGGGCUGGCGGGCGCCAGGAGGAUCCAGCUGGAUGAGGAUCUGCGGGCGGUGCUGCUGGAGGCGCCGGGGAGAUGCGUUCCCUACGCCGUGAUCGAAGGUGUGGUGAGGUCUGUGAAGGAGACCCUGAGCAGCCAGUUUGUGGAGAACUGCAAGGGAGUCGUUCAGAGGUUGACUCUGCAGGAGCACAAGAUGGUGUGGAACAGAACCACCCACCUCUGGAAUGACUAUGAGAAGAUCAUCCACCAGAGAACCAACACCACCCCCUUCGAGCUGGGGCCCCCCGAGGACGGCGCCGGCGUCGCCGUCAGGGUGAUGAAACCUCUGGAGGCCUCUGAGCUCAGCCUGGAGACUGUCCACGAGAAAUUCCACCCUUCUGUCCAAUCCUUCACCGACGUCCUGGGCCACUACAUCAGUGGGGAGAGACCCAAGGGCAUCCAGGAGACCGAGCAGAUGCUGAAGGUGGGCACAGCCCUGACGGGGGUUGGAGAGCUGGUCCUGGACAACACCACCAUCAAGCUGCAGCCCCCCAAGCAGGGCAUGCCCUACUACCUGAGUGGGGCUGAUUUCUCUUCCCUGCUGGAAAAACAAGAAGCCAAUGCCCGUUUCUGGAAAAUCCUCACUGUCCUGUUUGGUUGUGCCACCUGUGCCAUCCUCCUCUUCCUCCUCCGGAAGCAGUACCGACACCGCCGGGCAAAGAAGCACCUCAGGCAGAUGCAGGAGGAAUUCCGACAGGCCCAGGAACGUCUGAUGAGGGAAAUGAACCCCCAGGGUGGAGAGAGCCUCAAAAAUUCCUGUGUCAUCUGCUUGAGCAGCACCAAAUCCUGUGUUUUCCUGGAAUGUGGCCACGUCUGCUCCUGCCACCCGUGUUACCACAGCCUUCCCGAACCCAAGAGGUGCCCGAUCUGUCGCCAGGUCAUCUCCAGGGUGGUCCCCUUGUACAACAGUUGAACGUUGGUGGUCACCUUGGGGAUGGGGGGUUGAGGGGGAAGGGGCAGGGAGAAGCUUUUUGGCAUUAAAGCUGCAAAGGUGUUGUUGUUUUUUUUUCUGGCCUGGCUGCUUGGGUGGUUGGUUUUGGGGCAGGGGAGGGAGCAGGGGGGGCUUGAGAUGGGGUGCAGAGCUGGUUCUUCAAAGGUUGAUCCAGGCUUUUCAAAGGCUGAUCCAGCUGAUCCAGGCUCUUCAAAGGCUGAUCCAACUGAUCCAGGCUCUUCAAAGGCUGAUCAGGCUCUUCAAAGGCUGAUCCAGCUGAUCCAGGCUCCUCAAAGGCUGAUCCAACUGAUCCAGGCUCCUCAAAGGCUGAUCCAGCUGAUCCAGGCUCCUCAAAGGCUGAUCCAACUGAUCCAGGCUCCUCAAAGGCUGAUCCAGCUGAUCCAGGCUCCUCAAAGGCUGAUCCAGCUGAUCCAGGCUCCUCAAAGGCUGAUCCAGGGUCUUCAAAGGCUGAUCCAGCUGAUCCAGGCUCCUCAAAGGCUGAUCCAGGCUCUUCAAAGGCUGAUCCAGCUGAUCCAGGCUCUUCAAAGGCUGAUCCAGCUGAUCCAGGCUCAUAUCCCACCCUGGAAGUUUUUUUGGGGAGAGAUGAGGAGUUUCUCUCAGAGCUGCAGUUUCAAGCUCUUUGUGGUAGAGUUGGACUCUCAAGGUUUGUGUUGGGGGUUAUUGACAUUCCCAGCUUAUAAAUACAUUGUGGGGAAGAAAAAAAUCCAUGGAUUGUGGCUUCUGUGGAGUUCUGGUGAUGCUACCACCUGGCUCAGAGACUCACAGAGCAGGGGGGUGGGAUUUGAGGGAGCUCAUGUUGCCAACAGGGGUCAUUUUGUGACCAUCCAGGACAUCAGGUUGUUGUGACCAGAUCACAACAGGGAGGGGAAAACACAGGGGCUGAUUCCUGCCCUUGGCUGGAGCUGGGAUAGAAAAAUGGGAUGUGAAGGAAUAAAAUGGGAUGGAAAGUG